Molecule: messenger RNA, 5429 nt
Organism: Cylas formicarius (sweet potato weevil)
Lineage: Eukaryota; Metazoa; Arthropoda; Insecta; Coleoptera; Brentidae
Product: monocarboxylate transporter 2-like
Exons: 12
Coding region: 295-2433 (712 amino acids)
Biological process (GO): transmembrane transport
Molecular function (GO): monocarboxylic acid transmembrane transporter activity
Source: RefSeq, a predicted model, not a curated record
GGUCCCGAAAGCGGUGUUCUUGCUUUGCCCCGAGUUUGAUACGAUCGGACACGUGUUGCAGUCCGAGGGUAUAUCAUCGGCACGUGUUUCUUUCGCCCGUUCCUGCGACAGGUGGGGACGGAUUGUUAUUGGUUAGUUUGUUGUCGAGUAGAACGUUGAGCAGGGACAUUGAGGAGAAUGGUAACCGUGGGGAAUUAACGGGGCGUUAUCAAAGGUAUAAAUCGAGCAGCUGGUAACAUGGAACUGUAAUUAUACGAUACCUAUCUGGCCUAGUAUGCCGCCAUAUAAGUCAAGAUGCCCUCGAAGAUGAGUGGCAGUGGCAGCCAAUGCCAAAUCGUCGAGCCGCCCAGUUGGUCGAGUCCCUCUGCCAGUCCGUCUCCCCCACCUCCGCCGCUGCCCCCGCCAGUAGCGGCGCGCUGGGCUCGGACAGAGCAGAACAGUUCAGAUUCAUGUCCGCACUGCAGAGGGAGAUUGGCUUCGUUACCUACGAGGACUACGUCGUUGAGUAGUUACUCGUGCAAAGAUAGAAGUACACCGAUUCCGCGCCCUCCCGACGACGAAGAUUCAUUUCCGGUCCUAUGCGAUCGGGAACUCCAUUCGUUACACCGGAACAUUCCGGCGCUCAGAAGAAGAGAUGUCGAUACAGCAACGAUUAAGCAACAUUAUUAUCCCGAAGGUGGUUGGGGUUGGUUAGUAUGCGGAGCAGCGUUCCUGGCUCAUCUUCUAACGUCUGGCCUUCAACUAGCUUUUGGAUUAUUGUAUUUGUACACCAUGAAGUUCCUAAUAAAGAGCAAACACGAAGCCGAAAGAGAAUUCUACGUCAUGGCAACAGCGUGGCUGGGUGCGCUCUGUCUCUGCGUUUCCUUCACAACCUCGCCUCUUAUAGUGGCGAUUUGUCGACGAAAAUCAACCCGACUUGCGUCAGUACUAGGUGGUCUAGUCCUAGCACUGGCUUGCCUUUUUACUUCGUUCGCGGUGAAAUUUCAUCAGGCGUUGCUUAGCUACGGUCUUGUCUUAGGGAUGGCCGCAGGUAUAGUCAGAGAAACUUCUACGAUAGUUCUCGGACAUUAUUUCAAGAAGAGACGGGAGUUUGUAGAAAUGGUUGCGCAGACUGGCACUGGGGUUGGAAUCGCAUUGUUUUCUGUUCUCUACAAAGAAGCCGUUGGGAAAUUAGGAUGGCGACUUGGACUGCAAGCCAUUACCGGUAUACUAGCAUUAGCUUUCUUCCUACCCGUCGUGUACCGUUCGGCUAACCUCUAUCAUCCUCAGAGGAGGGCGAUAACUCACCUUAAAAACCAAAGAAAAAAAAUGAAAGAGAAAAAGACCCAUUCGAAAGGCAAGAAACCGCCUAUGUUCGACUUCAGCCCUUUAAAGAGCAGAGGACUUCGCGUCAUAAUGUUGGCAUGUGCCUUUGGUGCGUUGGGAAUCUACGCACCAGUAUUUUAUUUAGUUUAUCAAGGGUACCGUGAAGGCAUUGAGGACAGCGCACUUGUGCUGCUGCAGACUUUUAUGGGGUUUUCCUCUGCUCUCGGCUGUGUAGGCUUUGGCAUAAUAACGGUCAGACCUAGCACCCAGUGUACAAUUUCUAGACAGUAUCUCUGUCAAACGGCCUUGAUAGGAAUUGGUAUUUCUUUAUUAGCCUUAAGCGCUGUCCAAGGAUACCACGGCUAUGUCCUGUUCGUGUGGCUGUAUGGUAUUUGCCUUGGUGGCUUCACCUAUUCAUUGAAAAUGUUCGUCCUCGAACGAAUACGAAACAGGCAUUUCACCAAAGCAUGGAGUUUCAUCCAAGGUGCUAAGUCGAUUCCUGUAUUGUUGGGGAUCCCUAUCACCGGUUAUAUUAACCAAACUUAUCCCAAGGCUGGUUACUAUUUUAGUUUCGCCACUACUUUGAUAGGUGCAAGUCUUAUGUUCCUCGUAGGUACUAAAAAGGACCACGCCGCCAUGAGCAACGGGUCCGGUACAAACUGUAAUUUAAAUAACUGCACCGUUGCCAGUUUGCACGACUGCGUUUGCACGUUAAGGAAUUACAACGGUGUCUGUCAGGCUGCCGACAUAACGCCUUAUUCAUUCUGCAAACAGGGUAGUAAUCAUUACGAAAGGGUAUUUACGAAUUACGAACCGCAGCAGCACUUGGACAGGGCGAAUUUCCACAGGCACUCGUACCGUCAAAAACCUGAGCCCACGAUACACUAUUUGCCCAAGAGUCAGAGUUACGCAGCAAAUAUAGACCACUCUGCGUACGUACAACCGAGGCACCUAUACAACCACCACGACUUGGUACGGUACUCCACUUUACCUCGAACUCCCCACAAAGGUGUUCUUCGGCCGAGCAAAAGUGUUCCGGAAGGGUUGGCUAGGCGAGAGUAUUAUGGAUCUUGCAGGAGACCAGUCAGGAACGUUCAAAUAAUAGAACAGAUUACGACAUCUGUAUAACGUCCCUGUAAGCAACAUCGUGGAGACGUCAAAUAGUCAUCCCUUUUUAGUCAUUAUUUUUCCAUUUCCUCGUUCUUUAUGAUGUUGCUCCUUUCCAAUUCGUUUUAUUUUCCCCCUUUUCACUAGUAGGUACUCGCUUGUAAUUUAGGUGACACAUUUUCACGCUGUGAGGCGUAAUCUCUGUCGAAAUUACGUAGGUAAUAUUCUAGUCAACAAUUCAAAUAUAUUAAAAUAAAACAAAAAUAACCCAGCGGAUAUCUGAUGAGUAUGGAGAGUGCCUAUCGUGAUAACUAUUUGAUUUAUAGCCCUGGGAACUGGGAAGAACUGCGUUUCGCUUUAUCCCGAAACGCAAAUUCUAGUGCAUAUUAAAUUGUUAUAUAGGUAAUUUAAAUUAUUAUAUAUGUGGGAGUGUUCGAAAUUGAUGAAUAAUGUAUUACGAUUUAGAAAACCGUGGCAGAUAGAAAAACCGUUAUUGUUUAUUUGGAUACUGGAUACACAACAAUUCCAUGGAUACAAGCAACUCUUUGUAUGAGCUAGAAAGGAGCGUUGGUUAGAAAAAAAAACGUAGGAAUGAAACCUUGAAAAAAUGAGACUGACAACUAACCAAAACCUUAAAAAUAUGAUAUCAUCUAUUUGUAAAAACAAAAUUGAUGAGUAAUGUCAAAUAAUAUUCAACAUCAUUUCUAAAUCAAAUUUUCGAGACUUUCAUCAAUUUUUUUAAAUGGAUAUUUAAAAACUAAUGCAGCUGCAAGCCUGUAACAUCAUGUUUCUAACAAAUUUGUCUAAUACUUUCCUUAGCUUUAAACUAAAUCCUUCAUCACUAUCGGACACAAACAUUAUUUCAAAUACUUACGAUUCUAGUCAUUCUUAUUUAAUAAUUUAAUAUUGUAUUAAUGCUACGUUGUAAUAGAAACAUAAAUGUCCUGAGUAAUUUUAGGAAAAAUCAGUAACAUUAUCGAUAGUACACAAUUUUUAGUUAAAAAACCUCGCAAAAUUACUAAUAAGUACUUUCGUGUCAUCUUGUAAUUCCACAAUUACAUAAAUUGUGGAAAUUUUAAGGCACAGUAACUGUGACUGUUUUUAAUGUCUUUUUCUGAGGUGUUCGGCUAAAGCUUACAACGAGCGAACAGUGAAGAAGUGCGAAAAAGACGUUGUGCAACUCAAGCGUGCUAAACAUGAUCCCGUAAUGCUAACUAUAUAAUUUGGGUUAAUGGUUAACCAAUGAGUCUUUAUCAUCAAUCACUUUGCGAAUGUUUCUUUUGCCGUAUAGUGUAGCGUCUAGGUUCAAAUUAAUUAAGGGAGAAUUUAAUUGUUUAUAUUAUUAUAAGCAAAGCUUUUUAGGACUACACAGACAGUCUUGAGGGCGGAUGCGAAGUCGGCGGAUAUCAUUCUGAAGUAAAAAAAAGAAAAAUUUUAUUUAUGACGUUUAACCAAUGUCUGCUAGCUACUUUUGACGUAAAAUAGAGCGUUUAUGUUGCAUUUUUCAUUUUAUAAAAUGUUAUUGGUGUUAACAAACCCUAAUGCUCUUUCCAAGAUUUAUCGAAACAAAUAUGGCUGCGUAAAAUGAGUUAAUAAAUAAAGUAAGGAAUGCACAUCAUUCUAUCUCCUUUAAAACAUCGAACAAAUGACCUUUCUAUUUUUUGCUUUUGCACCGAUACGAAUAUAAUUGAUCAAUCUUCGUAUAAUCACUAUUAGAACCCUUAUGGGCCUGCCUAAAUAAGCGAGAAUUAGAGAGUGAUUCUUCUUGCCCUGUUCAUGUUUCUUGUUUUCUACAACUGAUUGGUUAAAAAAAACUCAUUGCAAAGCCCUGAGAAGUGCUGUUACGCGCUUGAGACAAGUUAGAUACCAGACUUUAAUAAAACUUCAUGCCGUCGAUUUUGUAUCCAGUUUCUUUGAGCAAAAUCCUCUCCCUCCCUUUGGUGAAAAUCCUUGAUACGCGAUUCGUUUAUUCGCUUUGCUGUGUGUUUUAUGUGUACUAUGUAUUAUCGUACUAAUAAUUCGAUAAAUCCACAUGGCCGUAGUGAUGGUAUAACUUUAAUUGGUAAUAUAGAACAGCCAAAAAAUAUGUAAAUAAUUUACAUAGGUACUAAAAUUAGACAAGCAAAGCCGCGUUUUAAUUCAUAUGAAUAUUAGAUGAAAUUAGAAAAAUUUUAUGGCUAUUCAGACUACAAUGCUUUGGAAAUUUAAUUGUAAUUAAAACACAUUAAUAAACUAUUAAAACAAUUAAAUUUAUCUAAACAACAAAUAAGAAGUACAUUAACGUAAUGGAAUCAAAAGUGGGAAAACAUGCUGUUGGAAUAAGUAUAAGUUGUAAACACGUCUAGUUUAAAUGAUUUUCCAAUAUAAUUACAUAUUAAUUAUAAGUUUAUUUUUAUUAAAAUUAAGUAUUUAUUUGUUAAUAACUAUGGCUGAAUGACCACCAAAUACAACAAAUGGAGGAUAUUAAGAGUUCAGAUGAGAUCUGUCUAUAAAUAUGUUUAAUAAAUUAUUAAAUACUUUAGCCGAUGCGGAACUGAAUAAUCUAAUUGUUAAGAAUGAACGUAUUUCUUUUAUUAUUUUAUUAGGUAGAACUAAGAAUUUGGUAAAGCAAUAUAUCUAUGGUUGUGAUAUAAUUUCCUAGUUUGUAUAUAGAAACUACUUAUUAAAAUGCGUACUUGUUCUUAAGUUGUGAAUAAUUAAAGAUAUUAAGGAGAUAUAUGUCCUACACAUAAAUAUAAAUUAUUAUAAACGUGAAUCUUGAAACCUUAUGAGGGAACAAAGUACACUUAAAUAUUUAUUUGAUAGAAUUCCCUAGCUAUAAAUUUAUAUCUACAUUAUUCAGUUAUGUAAAUAAUAUGUACAAAUUUUAAGAAAUCUAAAUGGCGUGAGAAUCUAAAUAUUGAAUUGUAAAUAAAUUAGAUUUUAAAUACAAUUUAUAAAAUAGGCAAUAUUUGUGUUAAAUAAAUUUAAUUAUUGUUUUUCAUAGAUGAAUUAUACUGUUAAUGAUUUUGUUAUAA